Messenger RNA from Echinococcus granulosus, 1206 nucleotides. Its product is annotated as Cell division control protein. Gene Ontology annotation, molecular function: ATP binding; cyclin-dependent protein serine/threonine kinase activity; RNA polymerase II CTD heptapeptide repeat kinase activity. The record is from RefSeq and is a predicted model, not a curated record. Gene Ontology annotation, cellular component: nucleus. The transcript is spliced from 7 exons. NCBI's taxonomy places the organism in Eukaryota, Metazoa, Platyhelminthes, Cestoda, Cyclophyllidea, Taeniidae. Bases 1 to 1206 code for a protein of 401 amino acids. Gene Ontology annotation, biological process: protein phosphorylation; G2/M transition of mitotic cell cycle; mitotic G2 DNA damage checkpoint signaling.
AUGUUUCCCAAGACGUCGAACUAUACUCUCUCUGAUUUUCACAGACUCGAAAAAAUUGGCGAAGGCUCAUAUGGAAUCGUAUACAAAUGCCGCAAUCGAAAGUCGGGACAACUUAAGGCCAUGAAAAAAAUUAAGCUUGAGAGGUUUGAUGAGGGCGUCCCUACGACUGCUCUCAGAGAAAUUGCUCUUCUAAAGGAACUGGAUCACCCCAAUGUUGUGACGUUAGAACAGGUUAUCCUGGAUAGCGGCCAGUUAUAUCUAAUUUUUGAAUAUUUAACUGUGGACCUUAGACGAUAUCUAGAUCUUACUUGCAAGCACACUAGACUGCCUUCAAGCACUGUUAAGUUGUUCAUGUACCAAAUGCUGCAAGCAAUUGCGUAUUGCCACACAAGGCGCAUUAUCCACCGUGAUUUAAAACCCCAAAAUGUUCUAGUAGAUGUGGACAAGAAUAUUAUCAAGUUGGCUGACUUCGGCUUAGCUAAAUCCUUCGGCUACCCGCUUCCCGUGCUGACUCAUGAGGUCGUCACUCUGUGGUAUCGCUGUCCUGAGCUUCUCCUUGGCGAAACUGUCUAUUGUUAUGGUGUCGAUAUGUGGUCUAUGGGCUGCAUAUUUGCAGAAAUAGCCACAGGAGAUCCUCUGUUUUGUGGUGACAACGAGCUUGAUCAACUUUUUCGCAUUUUCCAUAUAUUGGGGGUACCGACAGAGGAAAAUUGGCCAGGCGUUAACCGGCUAAGCAAUUUUAAUGCCAAAUGUUUCCCAUCUUGGCACACCAAUAGACUGUGCUCUCAAGAAAAUAUCAAGCAUGCUCUUGAUGCAAGGGGCCUUGAUUUAUUAGCUGCGCUUCUUAUCCAAAAUCCAUUAUCUCGCAUAAGUGCACAGCAAGCACUUUUGCAUCCCUACUUUGCCGAUCUUGAUAAAGAAUUGGUGCCUGCAGUCGGUGAGGAGUUUGUUGGUCUUCCAGUCGACGAAAUUCCAUCCGAUUUUGCCAAUUUAUUCAACACUGUGAUUAACAUUUCGGCGAGCGAUUUGAAUGCGGGAGGAGACGAUGAAGAAUGGAAUAAAGAAGAAAAAGUCGGAACCUCAAAUGCGACGUCAAAGAUGGUGCCUUCUACGGUGUUGCUAGGUGCAUCAUCGUAUCAAAUCGCAGCAGCUCGCAAAAAGUUUGCAAAGGAGAAAAUGGAGCAGUCAAAGACAGGAAAACAUUAG